UGAGGUGCGGCGGCAAACCAGCAAAAGCGGAAAACAGGAAAUCGGGAUAAACAACGCUAGAUGCUUUUAUCGUCAUUAACAAGAUAUUUAGUUGUAAUUAACUAGUUUAGUUAUAUGUCUAGCGCUAUGGAGUCACAAUCGUACCUUCCAGUGCCUCCGGGAGUCGGGAUGGAGGAAAAUUUUUUCUCACUCGAUGAUAUUUUGUUGUCCCACGAGAGGCUGCCCACCCGGACAGAGUGCACUUUUCCUCGUCUGGGCUUUUUGGAGAAAUCCACGGACUCCCCAGAUAUAUCAGAGGGUUCAAAGAUGGAGCUUCCACUGUGGCUGGCGAAGGGUCUGUAUGAGAGGAAGAGGAGAGUGCUCUCUGUGGAGUUGCCCAAAGUCUACAGGGAGGGCUGGAGGACGGUAUUCACUGCGGACCCUAAUGUGGUGGAUUUGCACAAGAUGGGACCAUACUACUACGGCCUGGGCUCACAGCUGCUGCAUUUUGACAGCCCUGAAAAUCCAGAGAUUGCUCAAGCACUGCUACAGACGUUCAUUGGGCGUUUCCGGCGAACAAUGGACUCCUCUCAAAACGCCUACAAUGAAGACACGUCUGCCCUCGUGGAGAAACUGGACUGUCUGGAGAAAGCCCUGUUCAAGUCGGGCCAGAGCGGACUCAAUGGUUUCCAGAGCUGGGAGAAGGGCCAGGCCUCUCAGCUGACCGCCUCCAGCCUUGUCCUCAACUACCGCAAGAGGAAGAUCAAUGAUGUGCAGCCUUAAUCGUGCACAAAUAAAAGGAUUCAAGACUACAGACUUUAAUACACAUUUAAUAGACAUUUUAUUGCCAAGUUGUAUUUUGUGGGCCACAUUUGAGAUGAUUCUUUAAUUUCCUCAAGCACAUUGUUUUAAUUAGACAAAAUAAAAUUAAAAAUUCUAUAGUAUAGUUGAGUUUUGGUUUCUUUUACAUCAUUGCCAUUUCUAGAGUAUGACUGGAAACAACUCCCUGUGAAGACAAACAUGAGCUAAGAAACUGACAACAAUGACCUUUCAAGUGGUGAGGCUGUGAUUCAUUCAUGUGUGUUACAGUUGCCAGGUAACCACUUACAAUUUGACAGUUUUUGCUUCAAUUGCCUAAAAGCAGAGACUGGAUUAUAGCCAGGCCUUGAUCAGCUCUGGAGGGGAUCCCACAGGUUGUCCAAUAACAGUGAAGCUGUUUAAUCUCUUUCCUUCAUAUGGAUGAAAUGGCCUGAGGCUCUGAGCUUCACCUUUCCUCUGAAACACUGAGAAGAGUGUGUUUUGACUGAAUCGAUUUGAUGUGGUGUUGUAACAAUUCACAAAAAAUAUGCUGGUGCUUUCUUGUGAAAAUACUAUUCAAUGUGAUAUUCAAUAAAAGUUGCUCCAUAUUUUAGGC
Boleophthalmus pectinirostris (great blue-spotted mudskipper) is the source of this 1393-nucleotide messenger RNA. RefSeq names its product GINS complex subunit 3 (gene gins3). Gene Ontology annotation, cellular component: GINS complex. Bases 115 to 762 code for a protein of 215 amino acids. Gene Ontology annotation, biological process: mitotic DNA replication initiation. The transcript is spliced from 3 exons. Lineage: Eukaryota; Metazoa; Chordata; Actinopteri; Gobiiformes; Gobiidae. The record is from RefSeq and is a predicted model, not a curated record.